This is a messenger RNA of Phyllostomus discolor (pale spear-nosed bat), 4055 nucleotides long. RefSeq names its product receptor accessory protein 1 (gene REEP1). Gene Ontology annotation, molecular function: microtubule binding. Gene Ontology annotation, cellular component: cytoplasmic microtubule; endoplasmic reticulum membrane; endoplasmic reticulum tubular network. The record is from RefSeq and is a predicted model, not a curated record. Gene Ontology annotation, biological process: endoplasmic reticulum tubular network organization. The transcript is spliced from 10 exons. Lineage: Eukaryota; Metazoa; Chordata; Mammalia; Chiroptera; Phyllostomidae. Bases 136 to 1041 code for a protein of 301 amino acids.
AGCGCCGGGCAGCGCGGCGGGCGCGCUCAGUCUGGCGGCGGCGGCCGUGCGCGAUCGGACGUGCCCGGAGCCCCGCAGCCGCCCUGCCGCCCUGCCACCCGCGGCCGCCCCGCCGCGCGAGCCGCGCCGCCCGCCAUGGUGUCGUGGAUCAUCUCCAGACUCGUGGUGCUUAUAUUUGGCACCCUUUACCCUGCAUAUUAUUCCUACAAGGCUGUGAAAUCGAAGGACAUUAAAGAAUAUGUCAAAUGGAUGAUGUACUGGAUUAUAUUUGCACUUUUCACCACAGCAGAGACCUUCACUGACAUCUUCCUUUGUUGGUUUCCAUUCUAUUAUGAACUAAAAAUAGCAUUUGUAGCCUGGCUGCUGUCUCCCUACACAAAAGGCUCCAGCCUCCUAUACAGGAAGUUCGUACACCCCACGCUGUCUUCAAAAGAAAAGGAAAUCGACGAUUGCCUGGUCCAAGCAAAAGACCGAAGUUAUGAUGCCCUUGUGCACUUUGGGAAGCGGGGCUUGAACGUGGCGGCCACAGCAGCGGUCAUGGCUGCCUCCAAGGUGGCUCGACUCUUUCAUUUUGUCUUCUCUUGGGACCUCAGCGAAGGGCAGGGACAGGGUGCCUUAUCAGAGAGACUCCGGAGCUUCAGUAUGCAGGACCUCACCACCAUCAGGGGAGACGGCACCCCUGCUCCCUCCGGCCCCCCACCACCGGGGUCUGGGCGGGCCAGCGGGAAACACGGCCAGCCUAAGAUGUCCCGGAGUGCUUCUGAAAGCGCUAGCAGUUCAGUGUGCACCUGCUGUUCCACCUGCAGGACCAGGAAAGUGGUUGAGGGAGAUGUGAAUGAGGGUGGUGUGAAGGCAUGGGAGCCCCACCGGGUCCAAAACCCAUUGGCCUUUUCUGAUGAGGAGGAGGAAGACCUGCUGGAUUUCAUGUACAAGUAUAAGGCAACUGGAAAGACGGAGUUCCCCCUGGAGGCACCGCCUAGAAUCCUUCGAUCUCGCUUCAGGAAGAAAAGUACCUCAUCCUCAGCCACUGAAACCACGUGAAUGAGAUGAGCCAACAGCACCAGAUACACAGAAUGUUUCUUCUCUGCCUUAAAGAGCUAUCACUUACUAAAAACAUAGACAUCUGCAAGCUGGUGUGCUUAGAGUGUGCAGCCUCAGUCAUGGCCUUUUCUCUCCCCUCUUCCACUUUUAGGAUACUGUUUUUUCCUUUUCUUUAUUUUGCUGGGGAGAGACUAAAGGGGAGGUAGUGUGUGUGAGGGGGUGUGACCCUUAAGUCUUCUGAGGUUAGUGAUUUUCCACAAUUGGAUUGUCAUUAGACAGCAGUGUUUUUAGGAUAUAAGAGAAUCACCCCCCCCCCCCGGCCGAGAUGUACAUUUGUAAUUUAUUUGUUGCAUACUUCAUUUUUAGUCCUGUAAAUGAAAACAACACAAUUUUUAAAAACCUUUUUUGUUUUUUUUUUUUUUUGGUACUAAUACUUUGGACUAUAUUGUACAUAUUUAUGGCUUUGGCUUCAUAUAAUGGACUUGCAAGGGCUGCCAGAGGUUCUGAUAAUGUAACCAAACUGCAAAAACAAGUGUAAAAAAUGUUUUGAUUCUAAAGAAUGUCUUAGAUUGUGCUUAGGAAGCUUCCCAAUACAGCUCCAGUACAAUGUCCCUUUCCCUGCAGGACAAAGGUCCACAUCCUUCAGACGGUUGUUUAGUCAGUGCGCCAGCGAGCUGCAGGAGAGAGAGAGAAAACGCUCAGUGACAGGGAUGAGCGUGACGAGGGCAGGGACACAGCCCCGAGUAAGAGAAGAGUCACAGGAAGCUUGUCUUCCCCUUGAACUCAGGUUGAGGGGCUUCUGAAUCCUUUCAGGGGGGUUACCAUCUGCCUUGGGCAGGUGGCUCACCCUUGGUAAAACCUCUGCGGAUGUGGACUCACAGAGCUGUUUGUAAGGAGUCGUUUAAAUGUUUCAAAAGUUCUUGACCAAUGACUAUUUCUCCUUCAUUAGUAACCUGCACUGUGACUAAUCUCCCCAGGCAGAGGGGUUUACAAUCUGAGCACCUUCUUCUAAAGAACACUAAGCAAAAUCAGCCAAUCAACCAAACCAGGACAAAACCUAGAACUACGCUUUCAGAUAUGCUGUAAAAUACAGCUGACACCUGUGUAACAUCAAAAGGCUGCGUUCUAGAAGGUUUUAGAGGUUGAGAUCUUCAUGGAUACAACUUGCUGCUCAGCUCCUGGGGCAGCUGCGGCUCCCACCCUUCCGUUCCCUUUCUGCCUUGUGCAGGCAGGAAGUCGCAUGGGGGGAAGUCGCACGCUCUUGGACACCCCAAGUCUUAAUGGGCAUUUCAUACAAGCCCAGAUCACUAGUAGGAGAAUGAAGCACUAUCCGCCUAGAUUGAGAAUUUUGUUACAAGAAAAUCUGGAUUAAAUAGCAUUUUGGACCGAGGUAGCUGCUCUCCCCUUGGGGUGCUGAGCCUAAACGUAGGACUGUACAUUUGUGCUUAGAGUUGGGUGUUUUCUUUCAGUGUAAUGCAUGCAGUGGUUACAACCAGUUAUUUAUAAAACUCGGACUGUGUUUGUUCAUAGAUGUGCCCUGAAGAUUAGAGAAUUAGUGUCACGUACCACUCCAAACUCAUUGUCAACCAGCUGUAAACAGGCCCAGCUGAAGGCCUUUCCCGUCAUUACUGAGCUGCGUGGUGGCACAUCGGCGCUCUUUGCUGACAGCACAUCAGCUGGACCUCAGCCACCUCAGAAAGGGUUCUACUUGAAGUUGUUACCAGAUAUGCUAUUUCCACCCCUUCUUAAUUACUCUGAAGGUGGCUUUGUAAUUUUCAAAAGGAUUUAGGACAAUAAACCUAAAAGCAAAUUUGUGAUUCAGACAAAUAGAAGCUGUCUGCUCACUGUCUGCGCCUCACACCCACUAAUACUUGAACCUGUUUAGGGAAGACAAAAUCUGUUUUAAGCUUACAGAAUAGUUUCAGACAGAGGAAAAAUACAUGUAUUUGAACUUAUCUGUUAGUUGGGAGUACCCAGGAUUAUCAGAAACAAGUGCAUAAAAAGCUUAUAAGUUAAGCAGCUUUAUUGCAACUUUGUUUGCCAAAAUAAUAAAUGCCUGUAGCUGUAACAGAGAUUAAAAUUCUAUUGUGAACAAGCUAGAUUUUCACUAUUUCUCAAUGGAAACUUUUAACAAGUACAGACUAUCAAGUUUGCACUCAACUAUGCCAAAAACAAGUUUGAAGCACUCUACUCUCACAUGCUGUAUUACUUCUCGUCCAAGAUUUAGAAAACAUAAAGGUAUCCAAACUGCUGUCUUAAUGUAAAUGUAACUAUUUUUCCUUCAAGUGUUGUUUAGGGAGUCAGUUUCUCCCUUAAAAACACUAUACAACUGAGAACAGCCGUCAUGUUUCUGGCAAAACAUCGUUUACUUAUCCAACAUGCUGUUGUAUUUGUGUAUGGACUGACACAAAAUGUGAAUGCCUCAAAGUGUACACGUAGUGGCGUGGUGUUCUGUCUAGAGGAUAAACUGUUUUUAAUUUGCUGACACACAGACACAGGCUGCUUACAAAAGGUUAGCGCGAAGUCUGUCUUUUCCACGUAGUGACUUUUCAGGUACCUGCCGUCGCACAGCGAUCUGUCUCUGAGGGGAGGCAUGGUGCUGUGCUUGUGCACUGGAGAGCUGUCAUAGCCCCUGCUGGCUUUGUGUGAGUACCCUGCUCGCUUUGUUCGCCUCUGAUGUGUGUUCUCUGCGGUAAACUGUCUGUGUGUUUGUGAUAGCAGUGCUUGUCCACCAUGACCACCACCGAGUACCUGCCUAGUUCCUCACCUUGCACAGUAUUUGAAAUGGUAAAGGAUGUGCUUUGUUCCCAAACAGCUGACAUGCUGGACUGUGAUGUGCAUAUCUCCCCUAGUUUAGCUCUGUAGACCCUAUAGAAUGAUCUGUAAUAAAACAACAUAUUGGACUGUGCGCCCAGGGGUGUAAUAUCAUGAUUCCAAAGGUUGAAGUUCUGCUGUUUUGUUAUAAUGCUUGAUAUAUAUCUUGAAUAAAGUCUUAACAUUUUUCUUUUAAAAAA